CAAACUGAAAGAACAAACAGAAUGAUUUUUUGGAUUACCAUCUCAAUAGCAAUUACUUCUAUUUCGGCCUAUGGACCUUGUCCAAACCCUCCACGAUGUGCCCCGGGCUGUUUUAAACUUGAUGAAAGAGGAUGUCUCCUAUGUGCUUGUGGUGUCUUAAACUUUCACCCUGGAGGAUACCAUGGAAUGCCACAACUUCAUAUGGGUGGUGGCGGAUUUGUUCCUGGACAAAUGUCAGGAGGUGGAAUGUUUGGAGGACAUAAGGCACAGACACAGGCACAGUCCAAACCAUUAAGUCAAUGCCCAGGGACAAAAUUAUGCAUGCAGACAUGCAAAGGAAAAUAUUCCCUUGGUAAUGUCGACAGAAAUGGAUGUAAAACAUGCACCUGUCAUACAACGCACGUUUCCACGCACCACUCAAGUAACACUGUAUAUGUGGCAAAACAACAACCACAACAACAACCAAAACCACAGCCCCAUAAGACAUAUUCGUACGUUGUACAACAAGUACAACAUAAAGAAGCCUCAUGUACUGGUACAAAACUUUGUAUGAUGACUUGCAAAUCGAGAUAUGUCCUCGGGGCUAAAGGUCGUGAUGGAUGCAACACCUGCACGUGCAUCCCAGAACCAACACCAGCACCAACAAAAGCUCCCGCCAAAAUGAGCUGUAUGUCGACUGUAAUGUGUAUGCUAACAUGUAAGAAUGGUUAUCAACUUGGAGCCACUAAGACUGAUGGUUGUCAGGAAUGUGCCUGUGUUGUUCCACAAGUAGUUAAGAUGGAAGUGACUUGUGCUAGCAAACUGACGUGUUCCUCAGGAUGUAAUGUCGGAUACAAGUGUGGAACUGAUGGAUGUCCAACCUGUGGCUGUAUCAAACCUCAAGUUGUUGGACUAAAGGUUGUAGAAGUAGUUCAGAAACAAGUCACGUGUACGUCUUCAUUUUCCUGUCCCAGUAAAUGUUCACUUGGUUACAAAUGUGGUACAGAUGGAUGUCCCACUUGCGAAUGUUUGGUAGCAGUACACACAGAACAAAAACCAGUGAUUGUAACAGAGCCUUUAAAACAACCAUCAAAAACUGAGACAGUCACCUUAUUGAAACAGUGCCCUGCAACAUUCAAUUGUAUGACGUCAUGUAAGGAAGGCUACACAUUGGGUAGUGCUGGUCGUGAUGGGUGUCCUGCUUGUACCUGUGCUACAGUACAAAAACAAACAUGCAAUGACUGCCACCACACAUCACGUAGUUGUGAUGCUACUAUAUCCUGUAUGGCAACCUGUGAACAUGGAUAUAUCCUCGGUGAUAAAGAUAACACUGGAUGCCCGUCAUGUCAAUGUCAGGCAUGUAGCACAUGUGAAGAAACAAAACCACAAGUUGUUCUUGUUCAACAGCAAAAAGAGACAUGUAAUAAUUGUGAAAAGGUUCAAGUUGUACAGCAGGUUAAGGAAGAAUGUCAUGAAUGCGAAACUACAGGUGGUACAGGUCUAAUGACAGGAGGUACAUCCGGAGGCGGAAGUGGUGGAGGAAUGACGGGAGGAAGUGGAAGUGGCAUGAUGGGAGGUGGAGGAGGAGGUGCCAUGGGAGGAGGAAUGUCAUCAGGAGGUGGGGGUAGUGCUGGUAUGACUGGAGGUAGCGAAUGUCAUCCACUGCCACCAGAUUGUCAUCCAUCGUGUAUAAAGUACGAUGUGGCACAUUGUAGGAUCUGUGAAUGUACAAGUAAUCCAGGGCAUGGAAUAUCAUACCGAAGAUAAGACAGUGUACAUGUAUCAGACAAAACAGCAAUACCAUGAAAAAUAAUGACUUAUAAAUCUUGCAAUCACCAUUUAAAUUAUGCAUUAUUAAUAAAGUGUUGUUCUCAUA
Messenger RNA from Mytilus californianus (California mussel), 1855 nucleotides. Its product is annotated as major surface-labeled trophozoite antigen 417-like. The record is from RefSeq and is a predicted model, not a curated record. Lineage: Eukaryota; Metazoa; Mollusca; Bivalvia; Mytilida; Mytilidae. The transcript is spliced from 14 exons. The coding region runs from base 22 to 1746 and encodes 574 amino acids.